UUAAGAAAUUGACAAAUGUAGGUCAAUGUAUGGCGGGCAGUUCUAGCAAUAAUGAAAAUGCUAUGGAACAAAGUUGUAGUCAUAAUCAACCAAGUGCAACUAUUACGAGACCUACAGAGUUUGUUAGUCUUAAUCAGGAUGAUGCAAAUGAUUAUGCUAUAGAUAGUUUUGAUUUUAGUUAUCUUGAUUCCCUUAACAGUUUAUCCCAUGUAGGUGUUGAUCCCAAAAUAGCAUUUAAAGACGCAUUUGAAUCAAUUCUGUUGAUGAUUAUUGAUUGGAUUACUGGUCCAAAAAUAGGGACUGGUUUGGGUAAGGCUGUAAAUGCAGCUGUUUCUGUUAAGUCUUGCAAAGAAACAAUGGAUGAAAUAGCUAAACGGUAUAAUAGGCCCGAAAAUUGUACUUACCUCAAAGUUCCCAGGGUAAACAAAGAAAUCUGGGAUGCAAUGAACAAAAAUGCACAUUCAUCCGACCUUGCCUUACAAGAAAUACCAAAAUAUAUGGCGCAUGGGUUAAUUCCCAUUGUUUCCCUAGCAGAUCAGCUGGCAAAUAGCAAAGAUUUGGAUGUUCAGAAAACAAAGUCCAUGCUGUCCGACUCCAUUAGUCUGUUAGGGUAUGGGUUUUAUAAUUUAUCAAUGAAACGCAGAAAUGAAUUAAAGCUGCAUGAAUUGUUUAAAUCCUCGAUACAGGAAAGUUCAGAUAUUCCUGUUACAGAACAAUUGUUUGGAGAUAACUGUACGACCAAACUGAAAGAUAUGGGUGACAUGAACAAACAUUCUUUAAGUUCUCUCAAGGGUCAGAGUUCAGAGGGUUGGACAAGGUUACCAACAGCAAAACCAAUACCAAAGUUACCAAGGGUACCAACAAUACAGACCUCGUGGAGGCAGACCAUGUUACAAACGAGGGGGAUAUCUCAGUCAGUUCAAUAGUCAGAAGAAAGGCUACCAGAACCAGUAAAUAAGAUAACCACGUCACAAGGAUCUUCUGGUCAUGCCUCACACAGGAGAAAACCAUCCACUGAUGAAGAAAAUGUCACUGAUUGCCUGCAUUGUAUCAGGAAACAUCUCAAAAAUCAAGGACCACCGAAAUAUGAAUCUGAUGUCAUCAACUCUUCACUCAGACAUUCCACAACUAAACAAUAUCAGUAUUGCUGGAGAAAAUGGGUUCACUGGUGCCGUGAACGGGAAAUUAAUACCUAUAAUCGAUCUGAAGUAAAUGUUGUAAAAUAUUUAGGACAUUUGAUGAAAGAAAAAUGUUCUUAUUCUGUCAUCAAUUCAAAUAAAGCUAUGAUUAUGCAAACUUUGUCUCUAUUUCGGGUGGAUUGGAU
This is a messenger RNA of Magallana angulata, 1324 nucleotides long. RefSeq lists its product as uncharacterized. NCBI's taxonomy places the organism in Eukaryota, Metazoa, Mollusca, Bivalvia, Ostreida, Ostreidae. The transcript has 4 exons. The record is from RefSeq and is a predicted model, not a curated record. The coding region runs from base 30 to 926 and encodes 298 amino acids.